AUGCUCUCGCCGUCGUCGCCACUGCUGCAGCAGCACGACGCAGAGGAGGCGUGGCGGCGGGUGACGCUGGUGCAGGCGGUGAACGAGGGCGUGCCGGCGGCGGCGGUGGCCGGGUGGCGGGCGGCGCGCGAGGCGCUGCGUGCCGAGGACGCGCUGGUGUAUGUGCGGCGGGGCGGGAAGCGGUUCUCGCUGGCUGCGGAUGGCUUCUACUACGCUGUCUCGUGCCCGUGGGCGGUGUUUGUGGCCGGGGUGGCGGUCCUCUACACGGCGCUUGCGCUCGUCUGUGUCGCCCUGCAGCAGCUCGAUGGGGCUGGCUUUGAUCCGCCCCCGCGGACCAUGGGCCACAAGAUCCUCAUCAAUCUCAACGUGCUGACCGGCCUGGGGCUGGGCAAGUACUCGGUCUCAACCACAUACAUGGACAUCAUGCUCUGCGCCGAGUCGCUGCUCAAGGUCAUGUGCUUCUCCUUUGUCACCGGCCUGGUCUUCUCGCGCUUUGCCCGGCCGCGCGCCCGCAUCUGCGCCUCGUCGUGCGCGGUCCUCGCCUGCCACAUGGGCGCGCCUGUUGUCAUGCUCCGUAUCGCUAACGAGCGCGACGACAACAGGCUCAUCAACGCCUCCUUCCGCUGCACCUUUUCCAUCUCUGAGACUGGGCCAGACGGCUCGACCUGGCGCCACCAGCUGCCGCUCACUCUCCGCCGCGACUUUAUGCCCACCUUUGCACUCCCGCUCACCCUCAUGCACGACAUCGACGAACACUCGCCGCUCGCCCGAUUCACGCCGGCGGAGCUGCUCGAUGGCCACGCCCACAUCUCGCUCUCGGUCUCAGCCACCGAUCCAACCCAGGGCGGAAACGUCUCGGCGCUCUUUGGCCUCCGCGCCUCGGAGCUCGAGUUUGGCAAGGCCUUUGCGGACAUGUUCAUUCGCGACGCUGUCGACCCGAGCCGCCGCAUCGUGCGGAUGGACCUCCUCUCCAAGCUCAAGACAUCGUGA
This is a messenger RNA of Thecamonas trahens ATCC 50062, 990 nucleotides long. RefSeq lists its product as uncharacterized. The transcript has a single exon. Gene Ontology annotation, biological process: potassium ion import across plasma membrane; regulation of monoatomic ion transmembrane transport. Gene Ontology annotation, cellular component: plasma membrane. Gene Ontology annotation, molecular function: inward rectifier potassium channel activity. The record is from RefSeq and is a predicted model, not a curated record. NCBI's taxonomy places the organism in Eukaryota, Apusomonadida, Apusomonadidae. Bases 1 to 990 code for a protein of 329 amino acids.